UCUUCUGGGUGUAGACUACAGUGUCACAGUCCAACUAUGCAAAACGUUAACAGUUUCCUUCUGUGGAGUUUUCUACUGAAAAUGUGUUUCUACCUGGCAAGUUUUAAGGACUCAUAAGGAAGAAUUAACCUUACCAGCAUCUUUUAAACUGCAUGCUGUUACUUUCUCAAUGACUUCUAAGUGGUAAAAAAGAAUUCAUAACAUACUUGUGGACCUGACUUUUUUGUUUGAUCUGCUGUUUUGACCAACAUAAGCCAUGUUUCAUUCUAAGAAAGCCUUUUUGAAUUUUUUUACCCGCGUUGAAAUGGUCAGUCAUGAAACACAGCAAAUGAGAUUUACUAAGCGAGAUUUUGCUGUUGUUAUUUUUGGGCUUGUGGUUUAUAUAUCUGAUGUUGGAGCAGAUCUGUGGAUGGCAAAAAGCUUUUUAUGUGAAGGCCAGUAUUUGAGGGGUACCCUUAUACUGUCCACAGGACUGUUUUCAUCAAUAAUUAUUCAGCUUUUCAGUUACACCUGGUUUAAAGAAGAUAACGUUGAAAAGCUUGAUUGGAUGUUUUUUCUAUUACAUUCCUUAUAUGGUGGAAUAUUUAUAAGAUACUGCUUCACACUGAAACGUGGAUAUCAGGCUGCAUCAGACAGCUCCACCAACAACAUUCAUAACUUAUACAUCAAUGCAAUGGCUGAUAUAAGUAUGCUUCAGCUAUUUAAAGCCUUCCUGGAAAGCACACCCCAGCUUGUUCUUCAGAUCCACAUUGUGAUGGCAUCUGACCAUUCUACCUUUUAUCAGUAUGUUUCCAUCGCCUUGUCUUUCUGCAGCAUUUCCUGUGCAACAGUGAGCUAUCAGAUAAUUUUGCGAAAAUCUCUGCCCGAUAAAAAUGAAUUUAAUGGGAUAUUUUGCAAACUAAUAUAUCUUUUCUAUAAACUGAUGACAUUAACUUCUUGGAUACUUACCAUUGUGCUAGUCACAAUGUUCAGCAUUAUAGGUUCUAUUGUUCUGCUUAUAUUGCUUUGGUUUGGGAAUCUAAGCUGGGUGAUAAAGCAAAACACUGAAUUUUGUAAAUUUAAAGCAACAGAAUAUGUUUAUAGAAUGAUUGUGGGAAUCAUUCUCAUUUUUACCUUUUUUAAUAUCAAGGGAGAAAACACAGUAAUUGUUCAGACUGUUUAUUAUGUUUUUCGAAUAAUUGUAACUUUAAUUGUACUGUAUAUAUGUAUGUUCUGGAAAUCAUUAUUCGAUGAAAAACUAUAUUUGUCAGCAUUGAUUAUUGCAGCUGCAAUCUCCUUAGUACUAGGUAUUCUUUCUCUUAUUAUAUAUUAUGUUCUUUUUCAUCCUAAUAUUUAUUACACACACGAUGAAGUUGAUGGACCAGGACUAGAAAGAAAACAACCCUGCAGAAUUAGUAAAUUUCUGAUACAAUAAAGAACUGCUAGAUUUGGUCGGCAAAAAUCUGUAUGACCACUAGAUGGUAAUACAUAGUUUUGGGAAGUUUUAAUUCUU
Molecule: messenger RNA, 1492 nt
Organism: Candoia aspera
Lineage: Eukaryota; Metazoa; Chordata; Lepidosauria; Squamata; Candoiidae
Gene: XKR9
Product: XK related 9
Exons: 4
Coding region: 257-1414 (385 amino acids)
Biological process (GO): engulfment of apoptotic cell; phosphatidylserine exposure on apoptotic cell surface; apoptotic process involved in development
Cellular component (GO): plasma membrane
Source: RefSeq, a predicted model, not a curated record